AUGUAUCCAAGCUGGCGAUCUUACCACAAACGAAGCGUUACCAUAUCCAUGAAGCCUCGAUGUGGUAUCCUUAUACACCACAAUACCUAUACAAGAAGCCAUCACCAACGCUACAGAUAGAAUCCAGAACCAAAUAGUACUCCACCUCUCCAGACAAAACGUCUCACACCUCCUCCACGUCACGCAAAACAAAAACAUGUACUUCUCCUUCAGAAAUCAAGUUUUUCAUCAUAGAGAGGACCUACCCAUGGGUUCUAGCAUUUCAGGCAUACUGGCCAUCCUGUUCAUGGACAAACUAGAUACCAUCAACCUCUCCUCGCACCUAAUGAUAAGCCCUUACAAGAGAUAUGUUGACGACAUUUAUCUCGAAACAACUAAUGAAGAAACAGCAGACAUAUAAUAAACAAUGUGCACCCUAAUUUGAAAUUUGAAAUUGAAAAACCAGAAACAACACCGAGUGGCCUGUCAUUGUCAUUACUCGAUUUCAAAGUCACCAUAUCCAAGGAUGGCAACAGCUCUUUUGAAUUCUACGAAAAGCCAGCCAAGAAACCACUAUUUGUCAACCAUCAAUCAACUAUUCCCACCAAAUCCAAACUCAACUUCAUUCGCAAUGAACGAAAACGCAUCGAGGACUGA
This is a messenger RNA of Porites evermanni, 636 nucleotides long. Lineage: Eukaryota; Metazoa; Cnidaria; Anthozoa; Scleractinia; Poritidae. The record is from the annotation of a GenBank genome assembly.